AUGUCGCGCGAAGCCUACGAACCACCAACCGUCACUGUCGGCGCCGGCUCCCUCUCCCAGGGCCAGCCAACCGGCAGCUUUGCCAUCACCGGCGCGRGCAGCUUCGAGGACUCUUCCAAGCCCGUGAACUACCUUUGCGGCGACUGCGAUACCAAGGUCUCGCUCAAGAAGGGCGAUCCCAUCCGCUGCAAGGAGUGUGGAUACCGCGUGCUGUACAAGGAGCGAACCAACAGGAUGAUUCAAUUCGAGGCGCGAUGA
Messenger RNA from Ramularia collo-cygni, 258 nucleotides. Its product is annotated as related to DNA-directed RNA polymerase small Zn-binding chain. The record is from RefSeq and is a predicted model, not a curated record. Bases 1 to 258 code for a protein of 85 amino acids. NCBI's taxonomy places the organism in Eukaryota, Fungi, Ascomycota, Dothideomycetes, Mycosphaerellales, Mycosphaerellaceae. Gene Ontology annotation, biological process: DNA-templated transcription. Gene Ontology annotation, molecular function: zinc ion binding; DNA-directed RNA polymerase activity; DNA binding. The transcript has 2 exons. Gene Ontology annotation, cellular component: RNA polymerase I complex; RNA polymerase III complex; RNA polymerase II, core complex.